Messenger RNA from Enterobius vermicularis (human pinworm), 1011 nucleotides. Lineage: Eukaryota; Metazoa; Nematoda; Chromadorea; Rhabditida; Oxyuridae. The record is from the annotation of a GenBank genome assembly.
AUGACUGAUAUUAUCAAUGAUCCGAUAAAUCUUUGUUCAAAUAAUAUUUCUACGACAAUAAUACACAACAACAGUUUGACGCCAAACAACACUGCAGUUAGCAAUGGUGAUGUAUGCGUGAAAAUUUUGACAUUAGAUGCAACUAAUGGAUCCAAACAUGAAGACUGGAUUCUUGCUCAUCGAAUUGUUCUGGAAGCUAGCUCAAGCUAUCUGAGAAACUUGGUACAAGCGUCUGUUUGUAAUAAGAAUUUUUUGGCAACCUUACCAGUCAUCGAAAUUAACUUUGGUUUUCUUAACAAUGCAGCACAAGCUUUUAGAGUUAUUCUUAAUUUUCUGUACACUGGAAAGAUUAAUUUGGAAUCUGUAGAUGCAUUAGAAUUCACCUUUUUCAACUACUCAAGAUGUUUUUUUAUAUUUCUUCUUAAUCUUUCUUUUUUCUUUGCUUAUUUACUGUUUGAUAUUUUGGUUGCUUCUGGAAGCUUUCUUUCCCUCUUUUUUGUCAUCGGAAGUAUCUUUUCAGGUUGGUGUAGAAAUAAAAAGUACAUUGAACGAGUGCCAAAUGGCUUCAUGUGUACAGUGUGCCGCAAAAUAUAUGGCCGCUACAACUCAGUAUCGUAUCAUGUUACCAUAUAUCACCGAAACCCACCAAUUAAAUGUGAUGAAGAAGGCUGUCAGUUCACCACUCGUGAAGCUCGUUACAUACAUUUUCACAAAUAUUACCGACAUCACAUAGCGCUUCCAGAUAGCAUUGAUUUAGGCUCUAGAAAAUGUCCGUUUUGUCGUCAUGUUUCGAAGAGUCCAGCAAUGUUGGAGAAGCACAUCAGCCGUCACAUGCCAAACUGCAGCCGUGUUGGACGGGCCUACAGCACCUGUCAGCAAUAUCCGACUGAUAUGAACCCUCAGCUGAAACUUCAUGAGCAUAUCAGUGCGCAUCAGCCAGACGUCUUUCAAUGUUCCGAGUGCAGUUACAGGUUCGAAAAUGUUAAUCUAAAUAGCACUAUAAUUAAUUGA